Messenger RNA from Scleropages formosus (Asian bonytongue), 3600 nucleotides. RefSeq names its product ddb1 and cul4 associated factor 5 (gene dcaf5). Gene Ontology annotation, biological process: negative regulation of fatty acid biosynthetic process. Gene Ontology annotation, cellular component: cytoplasm; Cul4-RING E3 ubiquitin ligase complex. The record is from RefSeq and is a predicted model, not a curated record. The transcript is spliced from 8 exons. NCBI's taxonomy places the organism in Eukaryota, Metazoa, Chordata, Actinopteri, Osteoglossiformes, Osteoglossidae. Gene Ontology annotation, molecular function: protein binding. Bases 244 to 2814 code for a protein of 856 amino acids.
GCGAGGCGGAACAGCAGGAGGAGCAGGACGCAGUCUGUCCCGGGAGUUCAUCGCUGGGUUGACCGAUGCGUAUCUCUCGCUCCACAAUGUAGCGUCAAAUAAUACGACGGGGGGGGGCAAAAAAAAAAGCCGGAAAUCUUCGCCAGUUUUAUAAAGCGGACGUGUGCGCGAGCGACACUCCGACUGUGUAGCGGCUCAGUCGGGAUUUGCUGUGUGCUUCGCUUCGGCCGCACAGCCGAAAACAUGAGAGAAGUGAAGGGCUGCGGUAUGCGCUCCUCCGUGGGCUUCCUGUCCCGCAGGAAGAUCACCGGGCACCCGCUGAUGAAAGAGGAGUUCCAGAGGCGAAGGCUGGCCGGAUGCACCAGUCUGUAUAAGAGGGACCUGCUGGGGCACUUCGGUUGCGUUAACGCCAUUGAGUUCUCCAACAAUGGAGGAGAAUGGCUGGUGUCCGGAGGAGAUGACCGCAGAGUGCUUCUCUGGCAUAUGGAGAAGGCCCUCCAUUCUUCUGCCAAGCCUCUUAAGCUGAAGGGAGAACACCUCUCCAACAUCUUCUGCCUGGCCUUUGACAGCACCAACAGACGUGUCUUCUCUGGGGGGAAUGAUGAACAGGUCAUUCUUCAUGAUGUGGAGAGGGGUGAAACACUGAAUGUUUUCUUGCAUGAUGAUGCAGUCUACGGAUUGUCUGUCAGCCCAGUUAACGACAACGUGUUUGCCAGCUCCUCUGAUGAUGGCCGAGUUCUCAUCUGGGACACACGUGAACCGCCGCAUGGAGAGCCUUUCUGUUUGGCCAACUAUCCCUCCGCGUUCCACAGUGUGAUGUUCAACCCAGCAGAACCCAGACUGCUUGCUACCGCGAACUCUAAGGAAGGAGUAGGAUUGUGGGAUAUCCGCAAGCCACGCAGCUCUCUGCUGCGUUAUGGAGGUAGCCUGUCCCUGCAGAGCGCCAUGAGCGUUCGCUUCAACAGCACAGGUACGCAGCUGCUGGCACUGCGUCGCCGCCUGCCACCAGUCCUCUACGAGCUGCACUCUCGCCUGCCCAUCUUCCAGUUCGACAACCAGGGCUACUUCAACUCCUGCACAAUGAAGAGCUGCUGCUUUGCUGGUGACCGCGACCAGUACAUCCUGUCAGGCUCCGAUGACUUCAACCUCUACAUGUGGAGAAUUCCUAAAGAUCCUGAAGCAGGUGAGAUUGUGUAUUUCUCAUCUAUAUUGUUUUUACUUUCUAGGAUGCUGAUGUCCUUUUCAAUUUUUCCAGGGGGCCCUGGCCGAGUGGUAAAUGGUGCUUUCAUGGUGUUGAAGGGUCACCGUUCUAUUGUGAACCAGGUGCGAUUUAACCCCCAUACCUACAUGAUCUGCUCGUCGGGUGUGGAGAAGGUUAUCAAGGUAUGGAGUCCAUAUCAGCAACCAGACAGCAUAGGAGACCUUGAAGGCCGUGUGGAGGAUAGGUCUCGCAGUCUUUACACUCACGAGGAGUACAUCAGUUUGGUUCUCAACAGUGGAAGUGGACUUUCCCAUGAUUAUGUCAGCCAGUCCAUUCAGGAGGACCCACGCAUGAUGGCCUUCUUUGACUCCCUGGUGCGACGGGAGAUUGAGGGUUGGAGCUCUGACUCGGACAGCGACCUGAGUGAGGGUGCCAUCCUGCAGCUGCAUGCUCGAGGUCGGCGUUCCCUAAGGGCAGGUCGCGAGGGAGGGGCCACUCCUGUGCUUCGCGGGGCAUCGCCUACUUCGGGUCCCAACAGUGACUCGGACCACUCCUCCUCGUCUUCAAUAGCAGGGCCCCCUGGAUCAGAGGGAGAAUCCAGGGAGGAGGGUGAGGGGCAGACCCGGCGCCGUGGCACAGGCCACCAGUCUGUACGAUUGCUGGACCUUGUCAAUGAUUCAUCAGAUUCCAGCGGAUUCUGGCCAGACCCAAUGCCCAGACCCCGUUCCCCCAGUCCAAGGAACAUCUCAAGCAUGUCGAGUCACAGCUCCUCUCCUGGCGGCUCAAGCUCCUCCAGCUCCUCCAGUUCUAGCUCUAGUAGUGAGGCAGAGGAAGAGGAGCGCCGGAGAGCCACCACAAGGCAGCGCAAUGCCACCAGGAGACGCCGCAUGCGCUUCCCCUCUCGGUCAGGGGACCGCCCUGAAUCAGCCCGUGGUCUUUACGCUGCUGUAGACUCGUGCAGCUACCCCAGAAUUUCCAUUGAAGACCUUUCGUCUUCAUCAUCAGCAGAAGAGGUACAAAAUAUGGUGGAUGUCAUGCUGCAUAGAAAUUCUCCUAGAGACAAGGCCAGGCUACUUUUUCACUCUGCCAACCCUCCCGAGUCAAGUCUGGUGAUCUCGACAGACAGACUGUCAGGAGAUGGAGAAGCAGCCGCAGUAAUGCAGGAGAAAGAAUUGGUUUCUUCACCUCCUCAUUCAAAUGACAAUCCUUUAGGGAGGACAGUGCUGAGUAGCAGAGAUGGCAUGGGAGAAAUUACAAAAAGUCCAGAGACUGCUGGGGAAUUGCACGGUGAUGGUCUAGUGCAAAAUAAUGCAUCCCAGUCCUCAGAUAGUGCUUGGGGCUGCUUGGGGCAGCAAGACCAAGGGGUCAAUGGGCAGAACUGGCAGCAUACACAACGCUGGGACAUGAACCAGGGUUCAGGGUCUGCUGGUUCAGAAGUGGCUGUUGGCCUCUGCCAGCCCAACACAGAACCUCAGGACACGAAAAGCCAGGGGGAAAGCCAGCCAUCAACGACGCUAGAAAGCAUCCGGACCCUUGGGCUGAAACGGACUCGAGCCGGGUCAGAGGAAUUUGAUCCUGACAGCGCACCCUCAGAGAAGCUGUUUAAGACAUGAUGCCUUUCUGCAGGAGAGAGACCUCUGAGCAAAGGGCUGAUCUUUCAGUGCUUCUUUGUCUGGGUUUUAUGAUCUGUUCUUGUUUUAAAAAGGAUGCAGAAAUGCUAAAGGUUUGUAAUAAGCACUGCUAGGAACACUGCAGGAAAUUGGGCUGAGCACACAGCCCAAUAUAAUGAUCUGUAGCUCUCAACCCGUCACUCACCACUCUUCUGAUGACAUGGACAUUUAAAGUUCACCAGCGCAAGUAUUGUCUGGACAUUGAAGCUGAGUCUAACUUCAGAAAAUUUGCAUUAGAAUUUAAAACGUUAAUUGCGGGUAUUGACCGUAAAUACGUUAGUGAAUUUGCCAAUUGUUCAGUUUUUGAAUUCAUCACUGGUUCUGGUCUUUUUUUCUAUUUGAUCCAAAUAAGUACUGUACUUGCAAAACACUUCAAGUUUUUUCCUCUGCAAAGCUGUCCUUAUGUGAGCUGAGUUUCAUAGUAUAUUUUGAUUUAUGCCAAGAGCAAAAUUUAGGAGGUUGGAACUUUUUUUUUUUUUUUUUUUUGCUGAAGCCUAGGAUGCUGUGAGGUUCUGUGUUCACCCUGGUUUCAACUUCUUCCUGCUACAGCCACAUUACUGCACAAAAUAUUGCAAAUGUGUCUUGUUUGAGUUGUGCAAUUAGUUAUUUCAGACUGGCAGUCACUGGUUUUGUCUUAUUACUUUCUUUUCGCAUUCUGAAAGGUUUCUUGCUCAAAGGAAGAAAUAUCGAUGUCCAAGAAAUGCUUUGUGGAUAUGGGACUGUUUACUA